Molecule: messenger RNA, 1028 nt
Organism: Sitodiplosis mosellana (orange wheat blossom midge)
Lineage: Eukaryota; Metazoa; Arthropoda; Insecta; Diptera; Cecidomyiidae
Product: exosome complex component RRP43-like
Exons: 5
Coding region: 133-954 (273 amino acids)
Biological process (GO): TRAMP-dependent tRNA surveillance pathway; U4 snRNA 3'-end processing; nuclear polyadenylation-dependent mRNA catabolic process
Cellular component (GO): nuclear exosome (RNase complex); cytoplasmic exosome (RNase complex)
Source: RefSeq, a predicted model, not a curated record
ACAAAGUUCAACACAACUGUCAUUCACGUGUGUAUCAAAACAUAGGCUAAACAUUGCUUUCUAUUAACCAUUUCAGUUGUUGCCUACGAAAUUGAAUUUGCUGUGUAAAGAAAAUUGACGGGACGGAAAAUUAUGGCUGAACAGUACAAAAUAAUUCAUCCCAUCAAAUAUUAUCGGAAUUACAUAGCCCAUGAUAUUCGGCCCGACGGCAGAGAGUUUGAAGCAUUUCGACCCAUUCGAAUAAACGCCAAAUCCAUUGGAACGGCCGAUGGAUCAGCUAUCGUUAAGCUAGGCAAUACAACCGUCAUCUGUGGCAUCAAAGCGGAAUUAUCCGCGCCAAGUGUUGAGGAGCCAGAGAAAGGAUUUCUUAUUCCAAAUAUUGACUUGACGCCACUGUGUUCGCCAAAGUAUCGAUCAAACAACACAAACGAUGAUGCUCAGGUGUUGACGUGUAAUUUGAAUGAUCUGAUUAAAGAUGCUAACUGGAUCGAUCUGAAGCAAUUGUGCAUAGCUAGAGAGAAACUCGUGUGGACACUGUUUUGCGAUAUCACAUGCCUUGACUAUGAUGGAAGCAUUUUGGAUGCGUCGGUGGUCGCACUGUGUGCAGCGUUGAGAAGUUUGACAUUGCCAAAAAUACAGUUUGACCUGGAAACCAACAACUACACAGUGCACAAAACAAUACGGGAACCACUGGAUUUGUCUGAUGCGUGCCCCGUCUGUACGACAGCAAUGAUUUUUGAUGAAAAAACGGUAUUCGCUGAUCCAGACGCUGAAGAAGAAGAGUUGGCCACAUCGUUAAUAACAAUCGGCACAUGCAAUGGUGAAAUGUGCCUCGUGCUGAAGCCGGGUGGUGUUUCAAUAAGCGAUAAACAAUUCGAAGCAUGUCUAAAGCUGGCGCUGAACCGUGAAAAGUCCAUUUGUGAAUUGAUUUCAUCGAUUUUAGAGGAAAAAUAAGCGAAUAAAAAUAGAAAACUGAAUUUUAAGCAAAAACAAAACAAACAAAAAUAAACUCCAUGAAAAGAACAAAA